AUGUCGGCAACAUUAGCAUCUAUUGCUGAUCAUCUUGAUAGUCUAGCUGUUGUUGGUGCAGGACUUUUUGCUGGUGCUGCUCUAUAUAUAACAAUUGGUGAAACACCAGCUCUACAAGAUUUUGGUCUUGAUGAACAUUGGCGUUUCUUUCCACAUAUGUAUAAAAGAGCUGCAAUUUCUCAAAGUGUUUUUAGCGCAAUUGGUGGUAUAGCUGCUAUUGCUCAUGGUACUCGUAUUAAUGGCUCUUCAUUCGAUCGUAAUCUAUGGAUUAUUGCUGGAACAACAUUAAUUGGUAUGGCGCCAUAUACAAUCUUUCUAAUGCUUCCAACAAAUAAUACGAUUAUUAAUGAUAAUAAAGAAACAACAUUAGGCAAAGAAAGUCAAAUAAGUGUUACACAACGAAAAAAAAUACUUCAAAAAUGGGCUGGACUUCAUCUUGGUCGUACUAUUACUUCAGUAGCAAGUUUUAGUGCGAUGGUUUUUGGUCUUAGUCGUCAUUCAUCAUUAUUAUUAGGAUGGUAA
Adineta steineri is the source of this 522-nucleotide messenger RNA. NCBI's taxonomy places the organism in Eukaryota, Metazoa, Rotifera, Eurotatoria, Adinetida, Adinetidae. The record is from the annotation of a GenBank genome assembly.